This is a messenger RNA of Guillardia theta CCMP2712, 399 nucleotides long. RefSeq lists its product as hypothetical. The record is from RefSeq and is a predicted model, not a curated record. NCBI's taxonomy places the organism in Eukaryota, Cryptophyceae, Pyrenomonadales, Geminigeraceae. Bases 1 to 399 code for a protein of 132 amino acids. The transcript has 4 exons.
AUGGCGCCAGUGGACUUGAACUUGGUCGGGCAAUACUACGCCAUUAUAAGCCGAGCUAUGACUGAGGGAACAAAGAUUGCUGUCGAAAAUGCUGUUAGGAUGGUGACGAUGGGACUUGAUGGUGAUCUCAUCGCCAAAGUUCUCUCAUGGGUCAUCACAAGAGUCAUCAAGAGUGUCGUCGACAUCAAGACCAAGGCGCUCACCGUUGCUCUGCGGUUGCAGCACAUGCAAGUGCAUCGGGCACAACAAACAGGCAAGUUGCACUGCGGCAAGUCUCCGACUAAUCAUCCCCCGAAGAUGAACGAUCUGCUCAAGUCGCUGGGGAUGAUCGAUACUGUGAUGAAGCAGAUUGAAACUUUGGUCACUUCCGAUGGCGAUACGUCAGUCCAACUUGACUGA